Hyalella azteca is the source of this 4790-nucleotide messenger RNA. RefSeq names its product mucin-5AC (gene Cht6). Gene Ontology annotation, cellular component: extracellular region. The record is from RefSeq and is a predicted model, not a curated record. Lineage: Eukaryota; Metazoa; Arthropoda; Malacostraca; Amphipoda; Hyalellidae. Gene Ontology annotation, biological process: carbohydrate metabolic process; chitin catabolic process. Gene Ontology annotation, molecular function: chitinase activity; chitin binding.
CAGGCAAAGUGAGAGGAGUGUGUAGCUCUGCUGUCGUCGUGCGAAAGUGUGCGCCUUGCUCUUCGUCCCUGCAAAUGGAAUGCUAGAAGUGCCUUUUAACUCUGCCCUGCCGACGCGCCCUCUGACCACUCAACACGAUGCUGCAGCUGCUGAAGCUGACGUUGCUGCUGGGGCUCGCCCUCGCCAUCGCCGCUCAAGACCCAAGUGACCGGGCUGUUCGUCGAGUGCUGGCCCGCAAACCAGGGUCUACACCCCGACGCAAGGUCAAGCCAUCUGAGAACCAGCUGACAGACCCCACGCCUCCUGGCGAGAGGGUGGUCUGCUAUUACACCAACUGGUCUGUCUACAGGAAAGGCGUUGCUAAGUUCCUGCCCGGGCACAUCAACCCCUACCUGUGCACCCAUCUGGUCUACGCCUUCGCAGGCCUCAACGAUGACUUCGAGAUGACCACCUUCGACAGCUACCAGGACAUCGAUAAAGGAGGCUACGCGCAGUUCAAGUCCCUGAAGCAGCACAACAAAGCUCUACGUAACCUGAUCGCCGUGGGCGGCUGGAACGAGGGCUCUGCGCGCUUCAGCGAACUCGUGUCCACCGCAGACACCCGCAAAGUCUUCAUAGAUUCCGCCAUCCGCCAUAUGCGCAAGUACAGCUUCGAUGGGCUGGAUCUGGACUGGGAGUAUCCAGCAUCUAGGGCUGGAUCCACGCCAGAGGAUAAGGAAAACUACGUUCUGCUCGUCAAGGAGCUGAAGGAGGCGUUUGAGGCGGAGGCGGCGCAGUCGGGGAAGGCGCGGCUGCUGCUGACGAUGGCCGUGCCUGCGGGACAAGACACCAUCGAUAAAGGCUUCGACGUGCCUGCCCUGAACACGACUGGACGGUGAAGUACUACCUACAGUUGGGGGCGGACCGCCUGAAGCUCGUGGUGGGGAUCCCGACGUACGGGCGCUCCUUCACCCUCGCCGACGCAGCCUUCAGCGACUACGGCUCCGCCGCUCUGGGGCCGGGCACCGCCGGCAACUACACCAGCGAGGACGGCUUCAUGGCCUUCUACGAGGUGUGCGAGGCGAUGUCAGUGGGCGGGUGGGCCGCCCAGAAGCCCUUCCCUCGCUCGAUGGGCCCGUUCGCCCACAAGGACGACCAGUGGGUGGGCUAUGACGACGAGGGCAUCGUGGCUACCAAGGCAGCGUACGUACGCGACAACGGGCUGGGGGGCAUCAUGUUCUGGAGUCUGGACACGGACGACUUCCACGGGGUGUGCAGCGGCCGCCCCUACCUGCUCGUCGAGACUGGCAAGGCGGCGCUGCUCAGCGACGCUCAUACGCAGCUUAACGCGCUCGAUGCUGGGUCUAAGUGGACUUCAGACCUUUUCUCGACCCCCGCGCCCCCGACCACCCCCAGCCCAGUGCCCAGUUUUACAUGCAAGAGAGAAGGCUUCCACCCAAACCCCGACAACUGCCACCAGUACUACUGGUGCCUCGCCAGCGGCGGCGAUUUGACGGCUCAUGCCUUCACCUGUCCCUCAGGCCUGGUGUUCAGCAAAACUGUGGACGGAUGCGAACACCCAGAGAGAGCGCGGUGUGAUGAGAAGAAGAAGCGCGGUGGUGCUGGAGAUACAUCAGCAACUCCUACCAUCCCCACAACCACUCCUUUCCCAGCUUUCGAUUACGACUACUAUUAUGAAUAUGAUGACCAAGACUAUGUCGAUGCCCCUGCUGCAACUAAUGCUGGCGGUUCUGCUAGAGUGACUACAACAACAACCACGACGACUGCAAAGCCGGUGCGUAAUUCUGGUGGUCCUCAGUUCGCCCUCACGGCGUCAGAAGGCGCAGCUGAAAAUAGCGUAGCGGACGAUACUAGAGCUAAAUCUCGCAGCCGGCCGCAGUACCAGAGCAUCUCGAGAGACAGAUCCCAAGUGGCUCCAGUUGACGCAGAAGUUGAAGAUCCUGCAGGUUCAGGGGGCAGCAAUGCUCGUCGACCACCAGUAUACACGAACAUUCAACGGGAUCGACCCUCGACCGAGGCUCCCCUGCAAGGAGAUGCAGACUAUCCUGAUGGUAGCGUGACACCUUCAUCUCGACUCAAUUACGUGACCAUUGCACGUCAACGACCCUCCACAACUGAACCUACAGCAGGAAACCAAGCCCCAGGCAGUCAUGAUUCACCAUCACAAUCAGAUUUACAGUACGUAACUAUUCGUAGAUCCCGACCCUCUACCCCGUCCCCCGAUGUUACCACUGAGCAGGCAUCUAACUUGCUUAGUGUUGAUUCCAGCUCUUUUAGGCAGAGACCAGCUAGAAUUGAAACUGCAACUGAAACUACAACCACCACAACCACCACUCCAAGACCUGCCAGAAUUGUGGUUCCAGAUGCAUUGUUGCAACCAGUAACUCCGAGCGUUAUCCACCGUUUGAAUUUGGAUCCCAGAAAAAAACAAAGACAGAAACCACAAACCGUUCCUUUGUCAAGAGAGCGUUCGCGGUCUUCUAGUAGAACAGCGGUCCUUGGUGACCCGACAGAAGAAACUUUACUUGAUGGUGAAUUGUAUGAAUAUGAAUACUACUACGAUGAACUACCUCCAGAAGAGGAGUUAACGCCAAGCGUAUUGAACUCCCCAAUUUCAGAAGGCAAAGAAUUGUCCCCUGCACAACCAGAUGAGCAGUUGGCCAAUCCAGCAGAGACUGAUGGUAAGCAGUCGGAAGUUAUAACAACUGAGCUGAGUAUUGACGAACCGGUCGAAGAGAAUCUUGGUGAACCUGCUGACCCAACAACGCAAAGAACCACACUGAACCUACUUGCAGGUUUCCCUGCCGUGGCAGAGUCUGCGACGGCCUCGCCAGAUUCCGAAGUCCAUGAACCUGCUGUGGACUCCGCGAGGGUUGAUGAAGAGGAGGCAUUUGAAGUAACAUCUCCUUCAAGCUCUACCACCGCCGCUACCACCACAACCACCACAACCACCACGAGCGAGCCCACUACCAGGCGGGUAGCAAGGCUACCUCCUCGACCCACUGGACAACCAUCUUCUGGUACCAACAACCCAAUUACCCCCGCUAGACAGCCCACUUCGCGGUUCACGCCUGGGAACCGUUCACGGUUCACACCAGCGUCGGACAUAGAAGUCACGACGAGGCGUUCAGCUUUCCGCCCCUCAAAUCGUCCAACCUCGUCUCGACCAGACGACCGUUUGGCGAACCGACCUGCUUCAUCCACACGUUUCCGUCUGACACCAACUCCUGUAACUCCUGCAUCAGCUUCACCUGAGCCUCCCAGGACGCGCCCAUCACGACCACUCACUUCUACCAGGGUCAGGACACGACCAGUACAGCAGAUCAAGUUCGGAGGGCGCGAUGAAACCACAGAGGCUGUUGCAGAAACCACGUCUGCUGAUGGGUUCGAUGAUGCCACGGAGGCCGACAAACCUGUUACUCCCAAUGACCUUUUCGCGGCCUUAUUCGGACCGACAAGUGCUUCUCCCAUAGUUCUUUCAUCAGCUCCUGAUUUAGAAACAUUAGAAGAGGAAAAAGUGGUUGAUGAAAAAGAGAAGGCCUCUUUACCGAGUAUUGAAUCUUCAUUGGUUGACGAAGAAAUUGUGCUAAAAAGUGAAAGAGUAGAAAACGAAGAAUUUAUUCCUGAUACAAUUUCGGUGGGUUCGGAAGUCAGAGCAGCUGACGAUCAAUUUUCUAGAAGUACAGAAAGUUCUAUUGUUUCUGAAGGAGAACUUAAGCGUCAAGGAUCUCCAUCGAGAACUGAAGCACCAUUCAGAUUCGAAGAUUUCUUUACUCCUUCUACCGAAGAGGCUGUGGUGACGAGCCAGCCAGAAACUCCUGCACCAACUCGAGUAACUACUGAGAGAACGCAACGUAGGACAACCGAAGUGGUCCGAACCGCAAAUCCCGCAAGAACCGAGACUCCCAGAGUGAGAACCACAACUGCUCCUGAAACCAUUGAAAAAGAACUUCUGGUUGGGGAUACUCCCGUUGAAGUGAAAGACUUUGAUUCAACUGCCUCUUCAAAACCAGUAGAUCGGGGACCUCCACAAACUCGUCAACCUUCUACCACAACAACGUCCACUAGCAGACCUCCUCCAAGGAGAGGUGGCAGACCCAAACCUCGAAGCUCGACCCAAAGACCUUCAUCGCGCAUUGCAGACUACGAGUACGACUACUUCUUCGACGACGACACUGCCGGGGCCCUCGACGGAACCCUUGGAGAGCUGGCAGACCUCACAGAAAAGGCAUUACUUCUGAAGGACGGCGAAGUGAGGUGUUAUGACACUGGGUACUUCGCUCAUCCUGACUCGUGUAAGAAAUUCAUUUCGUGUUCUAAGACCGUACGGGGCGCCGUCCGCGGAUGGGUAUAUACCUGUCCCCAACAGCUCGUUUUCGAUCCAGUAGGUGGAAUGUGUAAUUGGGCCGAAGCGGUCGAUUGUAAAGCACCUAUUAUUUAACGUUCAUCAUUACUCCCAAAGUAACCUCCAUAAUAAGAUUAUUCUAAAGUAAUUUUUCAAUUAUAACUUCAUUAUAUUGCUGAAAAUUUCAGGUGUAAUUUUCAGAAUGUGGAAUAGUCCCUUUCUUGUUAUUUAUUGUAAAAGGGGACGGAAAUGAGAUUUGUUAGGAAAAAUUAAAUAAAAGUCUUGUUUAUGUGAGGUUGAAAUAGAAAUGGUCGAUACUACACUUCCAGCAUUGGGCGAGGACCGAAAUGUGUUUUCCGAAAAGUGAUUUUAAUUUUGUGCAGUUCUAAUCGUAAACAUAUCUUUGUAUGAUACAUCAUCGCAUGUAAUAUAUAUUGUAUACUAA